GGUGGAUAAGGCAAGGAAAGCUUGAGUUUGUGUGUUGUGCUGCUCCUGGUUAAAUCUCUGGUUUCUGUGGGUGUCUGUAAACAAAAAACUCACACUUUGGCUUGAUUUGACUUUCUUAAAAAAUUGAGUUUUCUGCUGCGUCUCCCAGAAUUCCUGUAGAGGGAUAAACAAACAUUUCUCAGUAGCUCAAAGCUGGCUACUUUUCUCACCUGGCUGGCUACUAAAAAAUUUGGAAGCCAUGGAGACCAAGAAGGAGGCGGAGCUACUGGAGUGCAGGCUGAGUGUGUCAGACUUUGUGAAAAUGCAGAACCUCUUCCUGCCAGGUGAAGCAGGUGAGUCAGGUGACCCGGUGUCCUUGGAGAGGGCGGAGUUUGUGGAGCGGGCGUGCUCCCUGGUGGGCCGAGGCUCGCGCGAGGAGUACGGGCAGCUCUUCGACAACGUGGACGUGACCCGCGAGGGCCGCGUGGACUGGGAGAAGCUGACCACCUUCCUGCUGCUGGAGCUGUCGGAGAAGGACGAGCACGCCCGGGCGGCCAUGGUCACGCGCUGGAGGCCGCUCCGAGCGCUGGCCGCCGCGCACAGGGAGCCCGUCCAGCAGGUGGCAUACCUGAGGAGCUCCGACGAGUACCUGAGCGUCAGCAAGGACGGCGUGCUGGCAGUGUGGGCGGACGACCUCGCCCUUCUGAAGACCCAUCGCCUCGCCAACGACUCUGUCAAGCCUAAAGAUCUCUGGGUAACCGGAAUGGUGGUCCUGGCAAACGUGCAAAAGAUAGCUGUGAGCUUCACCAGUAAGGAGAUCUGCUUCUAUGACCUACUGUCCAAGCAGGAGUUCAGCUGUCAGUACAAACUCCAGGGCCUUAAACACACUCCCAUCAGCCUGGACUACUGGUUCAAUCCCGAGAAUUCAAAUGAGGCUGUGCUCAGCUUCGGAGAUGUUGGAGGAAAGGUGAGCGGCAUCUGCUUCAGGACGGCCCAGAUGUCCCUGUUCGAGAGGCCUGGCGCAGGGGCGGAGCAAGAGGCGGUCCUUGUCAUCAAGUGGGCGGAGCUUGCGCAAGGUCGCCAUAAGUGCUGUUAUACCGUCCAGCACCAGGCGCACGGCCAGGUGUGGGUCCGUAGAGUGAGGUUCCUGGAACACCUGGAAGCCUUCAUGUCCUGCUCCACCUGCAGUGAGAGCAGCCUGGUCCUCGCCUGGAGAGAAAAAGAGGCCAAAAGCCUCCGGACCACGCCCUUCCACAUCCCCAAGGGCACCAACGACCAGGACUACCACACCGGCCUCAACCUCAUCGCCACGGCAGGCAUCGACAGCAGGGUGUGUCUGUGGAACCCCUACGUGACCUCUAAGCCAGUGGGUGUUCUGCGGGGUCACAUGACUAGCGUUGUGGCAGUGCAAUUUGUUCUGGGAAAGAAUCAGCUGAUGAGCUUCUCCAAAGACAAGGUGUUGAGGGUGUGGGACGUGCAUCACCAACUCUGUGUUCAGCGGGUGGCGGGGGUCUUCCCCCGGACGCAGGAGUGCCAGACGCGGCUCUUCUUUCACGAGGAGUGCGGCCGGCUGCUCCUCACCUUCAACAGCCUGCUCACCCUCCUGGAGGCCUGGCAGGAGGUGGGCAGGAGGGUGAGCAGCCACGAGCACGCGGUCACCUGCGUCCUGUACAACCCCCUCUUCAAACAGGUCAUAAGCAGCGAUGCCGGCUCCACCAUUACCUGCUGGUUAAUCGACACAGGUCAGAAGGUCAAGCAGUUCAACCACUGCCAUGGCGACGCCGAGAUCUCCACCAUGGCUCUGGACGCCUCCCAGACCCGCCUGUUCACCGGAGGCAGCGACGGGUCUGUCAAGGUGUGGGAUUUCAAUGGACACUGCCACCACAAGCUGAACGCGGGUCGGGGUCAGGCCGUGGAGAUCUCCCAGAUUCUGGUCCUGAAGCGGACGGUGCUUGUGCUGGGAUGGGAGAGGAUAAUCACCGUUUUCCGGCUCAACACGUUCUCCCAGUUUUUAAUUCAGCCAUCUGAGUGGAAAGGCGGUGUUCAGCAUCGCGACGAUGUCCUCUGUGCCGCCUUCCUUCCCCCUCAGACUCUGGUCACAGGGAGCUAUGAUGGACAGAUCACGGUGUGGAACAACAGCACAGAGAAUGCCCUGCGCAAGCUUCAUUGGGCCGGCCAGCAAGGGUUGAGGUCCCGCUCAGACAGCAAAUUACUGCGGCCGCACACUGUGCUGGCUACCCCGAGGAGCUCCCUCCCUGCCUUACCCCUGCUGUGCCCUGCCCCCGCUGGCGUGGAGGACCCAGAGUGCAGCAACGCCGUAACCCGUCUCUUUUUCCUGGAGGCCAGAAAGAGCGUGGCCGCAGCGGGGGGGGCGGACCUGGUGUCUUGUGGGGGCUCGGGUAUGGUGCGUUUCUGGAACACGGCUCAGGGCUGCAUCAUGGGGGAGUUCGUUGCUCACGAGGACUGCGGAUCCAUCAUAAUGACGGUGGACAGGAGCGCACGAUACCUCAUCACCGCAGACAUGGACGGAGGAGUGAAGGUGUGGGACAUACAGGACUACUGCCUCCGCCCCUGCGAGGGCGUGAACCGUGAGGCUCCGGCGCUGCUGACCAGCGCCCGCCCUCACCUGGACUGCGUGACUCAUCUGGAGACCUGCGUUCAUGGCGGGCAGCUCUACCUCCUCUCCGCCUCCGCGGACUGCAGCCUGGCGCUAAGCUACCUCCCUGGAGCUGCCCUGGGCAUCUUUGGACAGGAGGUGCACUGGAACCUCGAUUGGACUGGGGAGCCCCUACCAAACGGCAACGUCCUGCAGGAGAACCAGGAGAGCGAGUCGGGCCGCAGGGAGGGGCCGGGGUCAGCCACACCCUCCGAGCAGCCGUCCCGGGGGCGGGGAUAUCCAAUUUCGGAGGACGCGUCCGUGUUCUUGGCUGUGGAGGUCGAUCCGGACUGUGUGGAAGGGAGCAUCAACACCAGUCCCUGGAGCAGCAGCAUUCUGGGAAAGAGCUACCAAGAGAGGUGGAGCCUGAGGAAGAGUGACAACAAGCCGUCCCUGUGGAACGAUACACAAAGUCCCAUCGGAACAUUCAGCUCACUGCAUAUGGAGGAGCUGGAUGCAGUGGCAGACGUCCACAAGCCUGACUUUGUGACCAACCCUCAGCAGUACUUCAGGGAGAGCUGGGAUUGCGCCACGCCCAUUCCGUCCUACCUCCCUAUCGCCAUGGAGACGGUGAAAGCAGCCUUUGAUGCCAAGAGUCUGUUUCCGAGAGAACUCCUGGAGCGGGACCAGUGGACGGGGCCGCCGCACGGGGCCUAUGAGGCUGGAACGAAGAGGAGCGGCGGGCAUGGGCGUGGCAGGAAACCAAAAGCUACAGCGGCUUUCAAAGCCAAAUAAAAGAAGACCACACACGCGCACUCACACACACACACACACACACACACACACAAAGGCCUCUUUUAGUACAAAGCCCAUUCAUACUGUAUACUGUAAACCUAGAAAUUGUAGAUGUGCCCUUGCUUUAUUGAAAUUAUUUUUCAUAUUUGUUUUAUUAAGACUAUGACAUUGAAAUGGAAGGUCUUUUAUAUUACAGUUGCAUUUUAUUUGUGCACCAUUCCCCGGGGAGAGCUGGACUGGACUUGAAUCCACUUACGGCAUGUCUCUGCAUUCAUUGUUACAAUUGUGUUGAUGAGCAUAUUCUUAUACCAUUGCUCAUCUACGCUGUGUAUAGAGGCUGGAGAGAUUUGUUGAAGACGUGUGUUGGAGUUAGGUUUCCCGGUUCCACCGAUCACUAUCCUGAUGAAAGCUAUCAGAUUAAUCACAGAGAUCACUUCAUUUCUCAGUACAUUGGGCUACAAGGUGAUGCAAGAGACUGUCACCUUUUCAGUCUCCAGUCUGCUCAGCGAGACAGUGCACAUCAGUUUGAUGGAUGCAUAAUGGCUGUGGGCCCUCAUGCUAAAUGAUGCAUUUAGUGCUGAUUCUGAAUCAGGACACCUCACAGUGCAGUGUUACACUUUUGGUUCAACUUUUUGGUUUCUGCCCAUCCUCAUUGCUUUGAGGGGCAGAAGACUGAUGGCUCAUGGUGUUGGAAGAGGGGGAGUCUUCAACAAAAGUCUUGACCUGCAUCAUACAUGCGGGCAGGAAAGUAUGUCUGUGAGUGUGAAUGCGUGUGUAAUAAGUGCAUCUAGACCUGUUGUUGAGGGAGCUGUAUAAACCUGCCUGUAGAUACUGUACUACACAAACAGGCCCAGGAGCGUAUUUGGACUCUAAGGAUCCCUUAAAUCCCCCUGAAAAAGAGAAACAACAACAAAGAACUGUGAGUGUGUGACAAGCCAGUGAAGAGUUUGAAAAACAGCGCUACUCUUUAAGGUGAGACAGCAGCUCUCCGGGCCAAGAGCGAGAAGAAAGCGCUUUCGGAAGACUUUUGCAGAACUUUAAUAAGAGCGACUUUUCAGACUUCACAGAAAGUUUUUCUUUUUCUCCGUGCGGCGAGCGGCGGAGGCAAUCCGGAGCUCUUCCCGGCCCGUUGCCAGGCAGGGAGAACGGAUGGGCUCAUUUGCUGCCGUGGCGGAUAAGACCAUCAGCGGUGCGGUUCUGCUGGCGCUGACAGACUGAGGCCGAUACGCGGUUCGGGGGGACGGGAUUAUUGAUGGUCCUCGACGAGGGCUCUAAUCUCUCCUCAGAAACAGAAGGCUUAAAUUACAGCGGGGACAGCAGGCUGAGGCUGGGUCCAGCUCACCCCCUGCGACUGGCGGAAGACUCAAUUAAAAGCCUGAAGUUUCCACAGAGGUCACGGGGCGCGGAGUGGAGGGGAAAACCAAUUAUCGUAAUAAAUGCAAUUUUUUGAUGAUAAUUAGUGUUCGUGCUGUUGCUCUGAAAAACACCUGUUGCUUCCCAUGAUUCUGACAGAUGAAAAGAUUGUUGCCAUGGCACUGAACCCAGACCAAUUUAUUUUUUAAUAUGUGGUGCAGGAACAAAAAAAAAACUGUGAAUUUCUGCACUGUUUGUUUUGCUUGUUGAAAUAUCAUAUGAUCUAAUAAAAAUAACCAUUGGUUCAUAAUCCUU
This is a messenger RNA of Anguilla anguilla (European eel), 5038 nucleotides long. Its product is annotated as WD repeat-containing protein 49-like. The transcript has 21 exons. The record is from RefSeq and is a predicted model, not a curated record. The coding region runs from base 239 to 3370 and encodes 1043 amino acids. Lineage: Eukaryota; Metazoa; Chordata; Actinopteri; Anguilliformes; Anguillidae. Gene Ontology annotation, molecular function: protein binding.